Messenger RNA from Acanthochromis polyacanthus (spiny chromis), 2839 nucleotides. It is a transcript of the gene nt5dc3, whose product is annotated as 5'-nucleotidase domain containing 3. Gene Ontology annotation, molecular function: 5'-nucleotidase activity. Bases 126 to 1835 code for a protein of 569 amino acids. The record is from RefSeq and is a predicted model, not a curated record. NCBI's taxonomy places the organism in Eukaryota, Metazoa, Chordata, Actinopteri, Pomacentridae. The transcript has 14 exons.
CAAACACGGAAGUAACGCGAGAGCAGCCGCACAGGGACAGUUUCGGUAUUUACAGAAAGAAGGUCCUGUUCAGCGCAUGCAGCCGGCAGGGAUCCCGCCGCAACCUCCACACGGUACCCCGAGCAAUGGCGCCCUUGUCAUUGCCUAUUUCUUCUCUCCUGAAGCAGACGGAGUGUCUGCAGAGGGCGAAUAUUUUUCGUAAUGUGUUACAGGGCUUACGGCAGCGACCGGUCAGGUCUCGCCUAUGGAAACGGAAUUUCGUUGCGGUAUCCCGAGGAGGCGGUCAACUACUGUCCCAGCAGCCCAGAGCCAAAAACUACGCAGCAUCUGUCUGUAGCAGCUCUGCAGACGGUCAGGACUUGACAGAGAGGCUGUGGUCUGUUUACCAUGAGACCAAAAGGCAGACUCAAGCUAUCUCCACCGACUCUGUCAACCCAGACACCAUUUUUGCCAACAACGAGAUGAGCCUGCGAGACAUCGAAAUCUACGGUUUCGACUAUGACUACACACUGGCGUUCUACUCCAGUCAUCUCCACACCCUCAUCUUCAACAUAGCACGGGACAUUCUCAUCACCAAGCACCGGUAUCCAGAGGGUCUGCGAAAGUAUGAGUAUAUUCCAGAUUUUGCUGUAAGGGGACUUCACUAUGAUGUCCAAAAGGCACUACUGAUGAAGAUAGAUGCUUUUCACUACAUCCAACUGGGAACUGUAUACAGGGGUCUUCAACCUGUUUCUGAUGAGGAAGUAAUCGCCAUGUAUGAAGGCUGUCAUGUGCCUCUGGAGAUCAUGAGUGACUUCUAUGGCAAGAGUUCACAUGGCCACACCAUGAAGCAGUUCAUGGACAUAUUCUCCCUGCCUGAGAUGACCCUCCUAUCGUGUGUCAAUGACUUCUUCAUGAAGCACAAUAUCGACUAUGAGCCAGUCCAUCUGUACAAAGACUUGAAGGAAGCUAUUCGAGAUGUUCAUGUCAAGGGCAUCAUGUACCGAGCUGUGGAGGCAGAUAUUGACAAAUACAUUUGCUAUGGUGAGCAAAGCCAGGCUGUGCUAAAGAAGCUGUCAGCGCAUGGAAAAAAGAUGUUCCUCAUUACCAAUAGCCCCUUUGACUUUGUGGACCGAGGAAUGAGCUACAUUGUAGGAAAGGACUGGAGGAAUCUGUUUGAUGUUGUUAUUGUUCAGGCCGACAAACCAGGUUUCUUCAAUGACAGGAGAAAACCUUUCAGGCGAGUGACGGACAAAGGUGCGCUGCUGUGGGACAGAAUUCACAGGUUGGAAAAAGGGCAGAUCUACAAACAGGGAAACCUUUAUGAGUUCCUCAGGCUUACUGGCUGGAGGGGAUCCAGAGUGCUCUACUUUGGAGAUCACAUCUACAGUGACUUGGCAGAUCUCACGCUGAAACACGGCUGGAGGACGGGCGCUAUCAUCCCUGAGCUGAGGAAAGAGAUCAAGAUCAUGAACACACAGCCGUACGUCCACAUGAUGACCUGGUUACAGUCACUGACUGGACUUAUUGAACAGAUGCAGGUGCAUAGGGAUCCAGCAUCUCAAGCUGUAGUUGAGGACUGGAUGAGAGAAAGAGACGCCAUGAGGCCACAGACGAAGGACAUCUUCAAUGCUCAGUUCGGGAGCCUCUUCCGGACGUACCACAACCCCACAUACUUCUCGCGCCGACUCUCUCGCUUUGCUGACAUCUACAUGGCCUCCAUCAGCUGCCUGCUAAACUACGAUUUCCAGCACACCUUUUUCCCUCGUCGCACUCCUCUGCAGCACGAGUCCCCCUUCUGGCCUGAGCACAGUCCUGCCUCCUCUUCGUCUCCGCAGGACCGAAGCAGAGUCUGAUCAGAGAGAGGACAGAGUUUUGAGAUAAAGACUGAGACUUCCAGUACUGAUUUCCUUAACAUUAUUGUGUUUUUCAGGUUUUUAAGUUCAAAAAGAUGCAUGCUACAUUUUAACAUAAAAAUGGUAAAAGUCCUGUAAACUGCUGAUGUUUAUUAUGCUUUGACUAUAUAUUAAUUACUGUUCUAAAUAACUUGAGUUGUUGUCUCAGAGAAUUCAAUCUGGAGAGGAACAGUGGAUGUUGUGCUUUUGAGCCAAAGGUGUGCGUGUUUGACAGACUAUACAAAUUGAUGCAUUGUACACAAUCUGAACAACAGGGGGCAGUCACACUCCAAGUUUAUCGUUUAUUUCUGUAGUAUGGAUUGUACGCAGGGUAACCAUGCCUUUCCAUCCUUGCAUUUGCCGUUGCAGUGAGAAUUUGCAUUUACAUUACAGACUCUGUUGCCUUAAACUCCUGUUGAUGUUACUGCAAUGUAUAUAUUUUGUAAUAGCCUGAUAAUAUAUGGUAAUCAGGUUUUCUCAAAUUCUUCUCGCUUGGUUAAUGUCAUUAUGCACUGCACAUUGAUUCACAUUGCACUUUGAUGUUCUUAGAUCUUUGUAUUUGAUAGUUUUAGUCAUUUUCACACGAUCUGUAUGUGUCAUUCUAGCAGGUGAGAAAUGUUAUUUCUCAGGAAAAAAUAGUGUCAUUGCUAUAUUUAGCACGAAUGCUGCUAUUUGAUCAGUGAAAAAGGCACCAUUGAGUUUUAGGUUUGCAGAAAGUGGGUGAAAUGUUUUCCCACGUGCUGGAUUAACAGCUUGUUAAGGAUAUAAUUGUCAGAUGAGCUGGAAUCUUAGUGGUUUUUUAAUGAUAUUGAAAAAGGGAAAAGGCUAUAAAUAAGGGGGGAAAUAGUUGUCACAACCAAGACCUCGUAAGUUUUUGUGUUCCUGUAGUUUCAAAUAUGUGGUGAAGUGUAUUUUUUACAUUUUAUUUCACUAUUUAUUAAAACAGAAUUGGCCUGUACCUUGAA